This is a messenger RNA of Colletotrichum phormii, 267 nucleotides long. RefSeq lists its product as uncharacterized. The transcript has 2 exons. Bases 7 to 171 code for a protein of 54 amino acids. NCBI's taxonomy places the organism in Eukaryota, Fungi, Ascomycota, Sordariomycetes, Glomerellales, Glomerellaceae. The record is from RefSeq and is a predicted model, not a curated record.
UACGGCAUGGGCAAAUUCAUCACCCCUUGGACGAUCGAGGCAGGUUUUAUACCGGCCUUCAUGACCAACAUGGCGUUGACCGUGUUUUUCUGUGCUUGUGGAGCAAUCUUUUACUACUACGGAAAGACGUUCCGUAGGUGGACCAGGAACAGCACCGUUCACAACUUGUAGAAGAUGAAGGAUCUAUGCUAGAAAUCGUGACCUGAGCUAGGCUCUAGAGACUAUAGUUGUCAAUAAGAAGUUGCAUGGCGAAGAUUUGCAGAUUAC